Emiliania huxleyi CCMP1516 is the source of this 1080-nucleotide messenger RNA. RefSeq lists its product as hypothetical. The transcript has a single exon. Lineage: Eukaryota; Haptophyta; Isochrysidales; Noelaerhabdaceae. Gene Ontology annotation, molecular function: catalytic activity; molybdenum ion binding; pyridoxal phosphate binding. The record is from RefSeq and is a predicted model, not a curated record. Bases 1 to 1080 code for a protein of 359 amino acids.
AUGCCUCGCAGCCGCAGCCCUGCGCGAAGAACCGUCGGCGUGCGCGUCGCAGGCAUCUACAUAGCGCCAGCGUCCGCGGCGCCGAUGGAGAGCCUCCUCUCCGCGACGCUCAUAGAGGGCCGCGGGAUUGAGGGAGACAGAUACGCUCUUCAUACGGGCACCUAUUCGGCGCUACGUGCCUCAGCCAAGGCUCCGGGCGAGCGCGAGCCCGGACGGCAGCUGACGAUGGUGAGCGCAGACGGCGUCGAGGCGUCGCUAAAACGCGCCGGUGUCAAGCCGCCACCGUGCCUCGAAUUUCGCCGCAACAUCGUCCUAAAAGGCAUCAGCGCAGAGGAGCUGCUGAGCGCCGUCGGACGGACGGUCGAGGUGGGCGACGCGAGGGUCUUCGUGCACCGUCACUGCGUGCCUUGCCUCUACAACGAGCGCAAGGCGGGCUGCCCCGGCAUGAUGGAGGCGGUGUGGAUGGCUUCUGGCGUCUCGUGCGAAGUGGUUGCAGGCGGCACUCUCCGCGUGGGCGACCCUCUCGCCAUCGUUGGGGAGGAGGACGCGUCACGCGUCGACGCGGGCAUCCACCCAGCCGGGUACUACCUGCCGCCCUCGAAGCGAACCUCGGCGAUGGUGCGCGAGGCCAGAGAGAGGCAGGCGGCGGCACGGGCGGCGCUCGAGGCGAGCGGCGGCCGUGAGGGAGUCGAGCGCGCAGAGCGCGCGUACGCGUCGGUCGGCCUCACCUUCUGGCCCGAGCAGACCGGCACAGCAAGCGGGCGGCCUCGUUUCCCUAGCGGUUGGCGGGCGGCCGCCGCGAUGGCUCUCCUCGCUUGCCUCGCUUGGGCUGCGCUCGCGGCGCGGCCAGAGCUCGCGCACCGGUUUGCGCCGCCACCGCGGGCGCAGACCCGCGAUUCGCCCCGCUUGCCGCCGUCGCCACGAAUGCCGCCGCCGCUGCCGGCGCCGACGCUGCCGCCAGACGACGACGACGACGAGAUCCUGUGCGAUUGCGGAUGGACGAGGGUCGAGGGGCAGUCGUGCGUGGAGACGGCUGGCAAGGAGGGCUUCGCUUGCUGGAGCGACUGCUGCGGCACAUAA